CGCUUCACUUUGUGUCUCUCUGUAAUAUAAAACUCCAACUUUUCUCUGCGCAGAUUCUACGUUUCGUAUCCUCUGAAAAACAAAGCUGCUCACUAAGGUUUUAUAUCCAUGGCGGAAGAGGCAGGGCUUGAUUUGGUAGAACUCAGACAACUCCAGAACAUAGCCAAGAGACCUCGUGUUCUCAAUCUCAUUAAUUCCGAGAUUUCCAAUUUGGAGAAGCUAAGGGACUCUGCAAUUGCGAAGCCAGAGGUCCCAGUGUCAGUUCCUGCACCAGUUUCUUCUUCGGUUAAGCCAGUUUCUCCGGUAGUGAACUAUGUCACUCUUGGAACAUUCAGCUGGGAUCAAGACAAUGAAAAAGUCAAGAUGUACAUAUCCUUGGAAGAUGUUGGUCAGGACAAUGUUCAAGCUGAGUUCAAGCCAAUGUCUUUGGACAUCAAAAUCCAUGAUGUACAAGGGAAGAAUUACCGAUGUGCGAUCCCGAAGUUGCAUAAGGAGAUUGUGCCAGAGAAAUGUAAAGUGCUUGUUAAGCCUAAGAGGAUAGUUAUCACAAUGUUCAAGUCUUCCAGAGGAAACUGGCUUGAUAUACACCACAAAGAAGAUAAGCUUAAACCGAGUUUAGAGAAAGAGAAAGACCCAAUGGCUGGAAUUAUGGGCAUGAUGAAGAACAUGUACGAGGAUGGAGAUGAAGAAAUGAAGAAGACAAUAGCCAAAGCUUGGACAGAUGCUAGGUCUGGCAAAGCAACAGAUCCUCUGAAAGGACUAUGAAGCUCCUUUGACAAGUGUUACCAUUCUCAAGUUCGUCUUUUGUAACCUAGCAAGUUUGCGUUUAUGUUCUAGUAACCCUACCCUAUCUUUGAAAGAACUUGACAAAAGUGAAAUAUUUUUUGGAGUUUAGUCUAAUGAUGCAUUUUCUGUUUUGGAUAUUAGCUGUUUAUAAGUAAGCACUCGAACUUUUGUUUAAUAUUCCUAAGCAACUAGAAGCCUUUGUUUUUUAUA
Molecule: messenger RNA, 996 nt
Organism: Capsella rubella
Lineage: Eukaryota; Viridiplantae; Streptophyta; Magnoliopsida; Brassicales; Brassicaceae
Product: calcyclin-binding protein
Exons: 5
Coding region: 109-765 (218 amino acids)
Molecular function (GO): tubulin binding; S100 protein binding; ubiquitin protein ligase binding
Source: RefSeq, a predicted model, not a curated record